GCAAAUUGUUCAAGUGAUAGGUGGCGCUACAAAAACUCCAAAAAAAUAGUACAACUUUGUUAGAUCCAACUUUAAUCUAUAUUGUUUUAAUUAUUUUUUCAUUAUUUGACUAUGAUGAAAAAUUAUACAGUUCGGGCAGUUACCAUUUGAAUUCUAAAACCAAACUCAUCUAAAAUUCAAGAUCUCGUUAGUUCGAGAUUCUACACGAGACCACGUUGCAAAAUUGAAAAAGUAAAAUUUAAUCUCACUUUUAUUCCUUUACGUCAGUAGAAUGAGUCACACAAUCCUAUUGGUGCAGGCCUCCUCACGUCCUGAGGGUCGCACAUACAGUGACUAUGAGAGCAUGAACGAGAUGUUAGAAGGUGUGUGCAAGAUCUACGAAGAGUACCUGAAAAGACAGAACCCUAGCUCACCCUCCAUCACAUAUGAUAUUAGUCAGCUGUUUGACUUCAUCGACAGCCUUGCAGACCUAUGUUGUCUUGUAUUCCAAAAGAGCACAUCCAGUUACGUUCCUCACCCUAAAGAUUGGAUCAAAGAAAAAAUUUACAUUUUGUUAAGGAAGCAAGCUGGCAAAGCAUGAACUUGAUGGAAUGAAGGAGACAUUUAGACUCGGAAUAAAAACAUAGGAAUGGAUCUGUGUGCAUCAUUAUGAGAGUGUACAGUGAACAAGGUUUAUUUGAAAGACAAUUGACUUAGAAGCAAGAAAGUAAAGGACAAUUACAAGUUUCUCAUUGAUUUUGUGAUGUUCGUUGUUUCAUUUUCCGUCUCUUCAAAAUUGGUCACCACACCACACAACUCUGUAUAUCAUAAUGUAUGUUUUUAACUUUUUAUAUGACAAAAGUAUUGUGAACAUUGUCAAUUUUAUAUUU
Molecule: messenger RNA, 869 nt
Organism: Owenia fusiformis
Lineage: Eukaryota; Metazoa; Annelida; Polychaeta; Sabellida; Oweniidae
Source: the annotation of a GenBank genome assembly